ACUCUCAGUUUCAGUCUCAGACAUGAAAAUGGCGGAAAAAGGCCUUUCCUCACUCCUUCGCCGACCUUCCCUCUAUUCCCUUACAACAGCGACUGCCGUGAAAGCUGUCUAUAUUUCCAUCUUCUCAAAAUUCCCUUCUUCUUCCUAUUCCUCUGCAGCUGCUGCUGCCUUCAAAGAAGCAGCAGAAGGAGAAGAGAGAGAGGAUAUUAAGAAAGAGAAGGGGAAAUGGCUAACCUUACCUCCAUUCUCUUCUUCUUCCGUCGAUGCUUCGUUGCUCGGGAAGCGGAUCUUCGGUCGCCAUCCUUCGGAUUCGAAGGAGACUGAAGUGGACGCUGCUGCAACCAUGACGGCUUUGAAAUGGGUUCUGCGUUGCUGCCCGCAGCUGCCGAGAUGCCUCGUUCAGAAGCUCUUCCGCUUGAGACAGGUUCGAAGAGAAUCCAGUAAUGCAACUGCUGCUUGUCUGGAAAGUCAAGUUCAACAACAUCGACUUACAAGGGUAUCGGCAAAAGACGCAAUGAAUUCUGGUGAUCGGAUCUUUCUCCCUAUCACUGUGCAAGAGUACCCCUCUGAAAAGAAUGACUACCUCUGCAAUGAGGAUGAAAUAAAUUACAUCCAGAGCCUUGAAUUGUACAAGGAUCCAGCUAUCAUUGUGGUGAAUAAACCUCCAGGCUUGCCUGUUCAGGGUGGUAUUGGCAUCAACAAAAGUUUAGACAUGUUAGCUGCAACUUCUUUAAGAUAUGAUUAUUCAGAACCCCCUCGGCUGGUACACAGACUUGAUAGAGAUAGUAGUGGCAUUUUAGUGAUGGGAAGGACGCAAACCAGUGCAACUGUUUUACAUUCCAUCUUCCGAGAAAAAACUUCUGGAGCAUCUUUUCAUGCUGUUGGCAAUGCUGAAAGAAUCCUGGAAAGGAAGUAUUGGGCACUUGUCAUUGGAACUCCAAGACGUGCGAAGGGACUAAUAUCUGCUCCACUGGCAAAGGUGGUUAUGGACAAUGGGAAGUCGGAGCGAAUUACCAUUGUUGAUGAUACCAAAAUCACGUCAUCCCAGCAUGCCCUAACAGAGUAUGAAGUGAUCAAAUCUUCAAAUCAUGGAUACACAUGGCUGGAGCUCCGCCCACUUACCGGUAGAAAGCAUCAGCUCCGCGUCCAUUGUGCGGAAGCCUUGGGAACACCAAUAGUUGGAGACUACAAGUAUGGUUGGCAAUCUCACCGGAAAUUGGAACCCAUGCCUUGUUUUAACUGGGAAAGGGAGAGUGCUAAACAUCUUACAAAACGGAAACUUCCCUUUGGCCUCGACUUGGAGAGUGGCAGUAUCUCGGAAAAGCAGCCACACCUGCAUCUUCACUGUAGGCAAAUGCUCUUGCCAAAUGUGUCACUGGCUCUACAACUGCAAUCAUCAACUCACUGUGAUCUUUCGAAGCUGGAGAGGAUCAACUUAGUUGCUCCUUUGCCAUCACAUAUGCAAAGAAGUUGGGACAUCUUGAGCUCUUGAUAUUCUUGCAGUACGUAUGGAUCUUCAGCCCAAUUAUUAUUAUUAUUUUCUUUAAUGGAGAGAAUUUAUUAUGGUAAAAGAGGAAGAGAAACCUUAAAGGAGUGAGCUCCCAAUACAAAGAUCCACCUCUCUCAAACCAUUUCAAGGAAGAGUAUUUGCAACAUCACUAGGAGCCAUUUAGUGUUCUUAAAUAACUGCUUUUGGGCAAUGGGCUUAUUUCAAGAAUGGAGGGGUUGGAGCAGGCGUUUCCAAUUGGAAGAGUCAUGAUUCAGUGAGUGGCAUCUCAUGCGAGGGUUGGAACAUGUAUGAUAGAUUCAUGCAUCAGAGAUCCAGGCUAUUCAACAGGUAGAGCGCCUUGUGAACAUACCGCAUACCAAAAAUCAGGAUAGUACACUCGUUACGUGCCAUGGUAUAUCGAAUUUGGAAUGGACUUUUCUUUUCUAACCACCCAUUUCUCAUAUGAAAUAGACCUCCUUGAUUAGAGGACCACACUAUUUUUUGUCCAUGCUACCCUUCUUGAAGAUGGCCCAGAUAUCUGAACCA
Messenger RNA from Magnolia sinica, 2035 nucleotides. RefSeq names its product RNA pseudouridine synthase 4, mitochondrial. The transcript has 11 exons. Gene Ontology annotation, molecular function: pseudouridine synthase activity; RNA binding. NCBI's taxonomy places the organism in Eukaryota, Viridiplantae, Streptophyta, Magnoliopsida, Magnoliales, Magnoliaceae. Bases 23 to 1492 code for a protein of 489 amino acids. Gene Ontology annotation, biological process: pseudouridine synthesis. The record is from RefSeq and is a predicted model, not a curated record.